Messenger RNA from Cyprinus carpio (common carp), 5641 nucleotides. It is a transcript of the gene lingo2b, whose product is annotated as leucine rich repeat and Ig domain containing 2b. The record is from RefSeq and is a predicted model, not a curated record. Lineage: Eukaryota; Metazoa; Chordata; Actinopteri; Cypriniformes; Cyprinidae. Gene Ontology annotation, molecular function: protein binding.
AUUAAACAUUAUUAUAAUUUAUUUUGUAUUUAAUACUUUAUUAUUAAUUAAUAAAAAAAAAAAAAUCACGUUUGAACAGGUUCCGUUUUUGAGAGUCAUCUUACACUCUCAGAAAAACGGUACAAAAGCUGUCACCCUGUUGACCUUAUUUACCCCUAAAGAUGCAUAUUAGUAUUUUAAAUGGUACACAGACUAUUAGUACCUUUUGAAAGAUGACAAGUUUUUUUUGGAUUUGGAAUCACCAGCAGAUUGUAGACUUCCCCUUGCUCCAAAAUCCCCAUUUAUUCCCUAUGUGAAAGUGAUGAUCAUUCAGCAUAUUCCUGAGUGGUAAAGCUCGGCUGCCUUGUCUGUGUGUUGUAGAGAAGAGCGACAGAUUGCUUUUGUGAGAUAAAGAUUUUGUGAAAGACCGAGGAGAAUCUGCUCCCCGCUGUGUGACAACAUAUCCUCUCAAAUAAUGGCUUAUCUCCAUUCCCAAAAAGAGGACUUUGUAAUGAUUAAUUGAUAAACUUUGCCUUAGAAAUGUAUCUCUAAUCCAGACACCUUUAGCAAGAAUUACAUCAACGCUCAUGCUCUCCCCUGCUGCUGAUACUGUCAUCAGAUCGGCUGGGAUGAAUUGAAUUAUUAACUCAUUAAAACUUAAUAAACUUCUCCUGUCAGUGAGCUGCUCCCCAUAACGAACCACAGGCUUAGCGCUGCCCCCUGAUGUUCCACCCAGACGCGUCCUCUGUCUUCAUUCUGACACUCACGCUGGCAGGCGAACAUUUGACGUGUUGCGUCGCGACAAACCUGACGGAGUUGAGAGUGAAACUGCGCACAGCCAAGGUUGAGAAAUGCUUCUGUUGUACAUGAAAGGUCAUUUGCAGUCACACUCCUUGAAAAACAGCGCAAAUGUGGGAGAAGAUUUUGUACCUGUAUUGAUAUUGAUUUGAAAGGAAAGCAUAGCCUGGCUCUUACUAAUUAGUGUUCGAAUGAGGCAACCUGUGCUAGUAAUACAGGGUUUGAGUCAUUUAGGCCAGUGUGAGGUGAAAUUGAUUUUUACAGAAUUUGCACCUCAAACUUUGUCUUAGUGAUUUUAACGAGUUCUGGCAUUUAAAUGCAUUAGGUACCUUUUUAAAUGUGAUUUGCAUUAGGUUUAUACAAAUAAAUAAGGAAAAUUGUUGUAAAAAUGCAUGGUAGAUUAUUAUUGACAUAGUGAAGCCACGUCUAAAUUAUACAUUAGAGGGAAACUAGGCACAAGGUUUAUUCCGUGCAUGCAGGUCAAUCUGUUGCUAUAUCGGUUAUGAGAGCACUCCAUGAUGGCUUGCCAGUUCACUGAAAAUUGUCUGCCCCAUUUUUCAGCUCAAGAUUAUGACCAUUUCUCUUUAUGGUCAUUUUAGAGCAAUAAUGGAAACAGAAGCUUUUAUUGUUCUGUUAUAUUAAUAAUUAAUUGAGAAUACGUGCAUGUAACCUUUCCACAUAUUGUGCCCUUUGAUAAUUAGGUUUUCAAACCAGUUACUACACUCAUGUAUCUUUCAUAACAACGAGCAACGCAUCCCCUUGAAGUAUGCAACAGUUUGCAUCAUGUCUAAGGGAGUAUUUAAAAUAUUAAAGAACAGCCUAGAAGUGAGAAACAUAAAGAGAUGUAUAUAAUAAGAGUUGCUGGGAUGUCGUAAAAUGUAAUUAUCCAUUCCAAAGCCGACUUCAGAUUUUACGAUGGAGACAUUAAUUUUUAAUUACAAGACUAAAUGACGGUAGUUUAGAUGCAGGUUUAAAUGAUGCAUUCUCAUACAAGAUAGAUACCUCAGAAAAUGUAAAAGCUCCCUUGCUGGUGAUUCUUAUCUGAGAGGCUGUCUGUUCGGUUUUUAUAUUGUCUGAAAUAAGGGGUGUAUUUCAACUCAUUUCACGUUGGUAGGAAAGUCAAUCAAUAGAUAAUAGUAGAUAAGAUAUAGGUAAAUUUUCAUAUAAAAUCCUUUUUAAUAUUGUGCCUUUUUCUGAUUUUAUAUUGUAUGCCUAUUUUAUUGUCUUACAGUUAAUAGUGUAUGCUCCCUUAUCUUCCCUAAUAACCUGGUGAUUUCACACAGACAUAAAACAUUUAGACAGAUGUGGUUAAAAUCAGUCUUCGUAUCUAGUCUAAAUGACACAUUUGUGAUCUGAGUUUGCUUUCCUCCAUUAUUGAUUUCGAUUGGCAAAGCAGGACUUGUGCCAAGGGAGCAUGGGGUUUCCAUGGUUAUGGCAUGUUUGGAGAUGUCUUUCUGAAAGCAGGUUUUGUGGUGUGUGUGUGUGUGUAUGAGAGACAGAGAAAGAGACGAUCGAUGCACCAUCAGCUAGAAUCAGCAGAGGUCUUGGACAGAGGAGGUGUUGGGAAAUUGGGAUGGAACAAAGGACAAGACAUGCAUGUGGUCAUGCUGUUCUCUCCGUUCUCUUGUGCUCUGGGGCUCUCCCUCCUGCCACUCCUCCUGUUUCAGUGCCCCGCCCACGCCUGCCCUGCCCGCUGCGAGUGCUCUGUGCCCACGCGUUCUGUGUCAUGCCAUCGCAGGCGGUUAGUGCAGGUGCCUGAAGGCAUCCCUAUAGAGACAAAGGCAUUGGACCUCAGUAAAAACCGGCUGCGCAUUGUGACGCCACAGAACUUCUCCUCACUGCUGUUGCUGGAGGAGCUGGACCUCAGCAACAACCUGUUGUCAUCUGUGGAACCUGGCAGCUUCCGUGCUCAGCCGCGGCUACGCUCGCUCCGACUGCGCAGCAAUCAGCUGACUCUGCUGCAGCGCGGAGCGCUGGCCGGCCUCAGCGAGCUCACUCUGCUGGAUGUCAGUCAAAACCGUCUUGUUAUUCUGCUGGACUAUGGUUUUGAGGAGCAGCGGAGGCUUCGGGUACUAGAGCUGAGUGAUAAUGAGCUAGUGUUUAUUGCCCCACGGGCCUUCAGCGGCCUGGCGUCCCUGCGCUCUCUAACGCUGCAGCGAUGCAACCUGAGCACAGUGCCCACACAUGCUCUUGCACAUCUGCACGGCCUAACCAGCCUGCGAUUGCGGGACUUAGGCAUCGCGGAGCUUCAGGCACACGCAUUUAAGGGUCUACCACGACUGAAACACCUUGAAGUGGACCGCUGGCCUUUGUUAGAAGGGUUUCCUACUUCCGCUUUGCAGGGGUUAAACCUCAGCACACUCUCCAUUACCCACACCAACUUGACGUCCGUGCCAGUGGUGACACAUCUGUUGUAUCUCACGCAUCUUAACCUGUCUUACAGCCGUAUACGUGUCCUGCCAGCAGGAUGGUUGAGGGGAAUGGACCGGCUGGAAGUUGUACGUGUGCGACAGUCUAACCUGCUCAGUGUGGAACCUCAAGCCUUUCAAGGAGCCUCCUCGCUGCGCCUUCUUGACCUUUGUUACAACCGUCUCUCCACGCUCGAGAGGAGUGUUUUUCCUGCUUCUGAGGCCCUGCAGACUCUUCUGAUUGGCCAGAACCCGUUAGUCUGUGACUGUCGUCUACGCUGGCUCUUGGAGAGGACUCCACCUUUGCUGUAUGGUGAUGUUCAACCUGAAUGUACUGCUCCUGCUCCCUUGGCUGGGAAGCCUCUUAGGAACCUGGUGGAACCUCAAAUCUCUCGCUAUGUCAUCUGCACCAAGCCCAGGGUUGUCUCAAUGGCAACUUACCCAGCACAGGCAGAAGAAGGACAGAGAGCUUGGCUAUACUGCAGUGCGGACGGGGCUCCACCACCUUCUGUGUCAUGGCUGACACCGCAUAGGCGGCACAUUACCACAAAGAGUACAGGAAGAAUAGUGGUUCAUACUAAUGGCUCCCUGGAGUUCCGCAUGGCAGAGCCUCAGGAUAGCGGAAUGUAUGUGUGCGUGGCAUCAAACCCAGCAGGGAAUGCCACUCUGUCCAUCACUGUUGCUGUUAAAAGCUCGGGAAUCAGGGAUAGAGCCCUUUAUGCCAACCGCAGCUUUCUGUUUGACUCCGACUACAACAGUUCCCUGAUUAAUGGCACAGAAGAGUACACCAUCAGGGUGGUACUGGACUUCACCACCAUACUGGUCUCCACAGCAAUGGGCUGCCUCAGCUUCCUGGGUGUCGUCUUGUUCUGUUUCUUGUUGUUAUUUGCAUGGAGCCGUGGAAAAGGGAAGCACAGAGGUAGCGUGGACAUUCAGUACCUCCCACGAAAACGGAAAGGCGCAAACUCAGAACUUACAGAAACAAGUGGGCCCAGACGAGUCAACAUGAAGAUGAUCUAAACUUUUUAUAUGGCCGAGGAUUUCACGGGUUGCAUGGUUGUGUAUGCGUGUCUGUUGGACUUUGUGAGUCUUUGGGUAUAUGUGUUGCAAAAGAUGCAAAGGAUGUAUUUAAUCAUGAGAGUUAACGUGGUAUCCCAAUGAAAAAAAGAAAGAAAAUGAAAAAUGCCAAACCAUAUAAUGCGCGUCUUUUGCGAUGCUCCAUUUUUGGAAAGCAUUAUUUGGACAGUGCAGACGUGAUUAAGUUCAAGUUGUUGUAUAUAUUUCAUAUUUGUGGGAAAGAAUGGUAUAUUUCUAUAUAUAUAAAUAUAUGAAUAUAUCUAUUUACAGAUACAUUACAAUUACCUUUCAAAACGCUGCAAAAACUCAAGUUGUCUUCCCCAAUAAGCAAAGUAUCUACUGGAAAAAGCCUCGGCGGUGCUGUGUUGUGAAGUGUUUGGUUUUGCUCAGAAUUCCUGUUCUCCUGGGACAUCCACUUCUUAGCAGAACCUCCGGGGGAACCGGAGAGUUUCCUGCCAUUUUGUUGUAAAGAUGUUAAAAUGCAAGAAGCCGUUUGACAUGGUGGGUUCCAGGGGCUGUAUUUGUGACUCAGUGGAAGUCUGUGGAACUUUGUGAAAAUGUUCUUUACUUUUCUUAUGUUCUGUCAAAUGCUGCUCAAAUGUUUUUACAUACUAAAUAUCUGGUUAUAUUUUCCAAAGAAAAUAAAUGUAAAUCGUACAGCUUGAUAAGUGUUACUGUCAUCUCAAAUUGUAUUCUUGCCCAUCUGAAGUGUUACCUGUGGCACAAAACACACUAAAUAGAUAUGAACCUACACCAUGUUAGCCUUACUGCUUUCGGUUAGGGUUGCCACCCGUCCCUUAAAAUAUGGAAUCGACCCAUAUUUAAAGGUAUAAUGAUCCAUCCCGUAUCAAAUCAAUACGGAACGCGAUUUGUCCCGUAUUUUACAAAGGGGCAAAGGCAACACAUUUGAAUGAACAAAUAAGUAUUUUGCACUGUUUAUAAUACUAAUAGCAAUUAUAAUGAAAUCAAUUUCAUAAAAAGUAUUACAGAAGAUCAUAUGCGCGUGAUUUUGGUGUCUUUAUUUUCCUAGCGAUGGAGUCUCCAGAACGCACGCUGUUAAAGCCCUUUCACACGAGCCCAGUAUGCAGUAAACCUGCGCAGUUUAAAACAUCUAGAGCUCACAUCUGCCCUUUGAACACAAGAGACUCUCCAGAUGUAGGGCUGAAUGGGAAAGUUAUCAAUGUGUCUGUCCAAUAACUAAUUAUGAACUCGCAGUUUCUGUUCCCCAAUGACUCUGAUAGUAUUUUUUCUCUUCUGUGGAAGUUACUGAGGACCAGCAGAUGUUUAGUUACCCACAUUCUUCAAAGCAUCUUCGUUUGUGUUCAACAGAAGAAAGAACUUUAUGCAGGUUUAGAACAACCUGUGCAAAUUAUGACAUA